AUGGAUAUUGAAUUUUGGUUUAUUUUUGCUGUAUUUAUAUUAGCAUUUGAUAUCGGAGCAAAUGAUAUAGCUAAUUCAUUUGGUACAAGUGUUGAAAGUAAAGUAUUAACAUUAAAACAAUCAUGUAUUCUAGCAACAAUAUUUGAAAUACUUGGAUCGAUCUUAAUUGUUUUAUAUUUUAAUCGUAUUCCAUUAUGGAAAAAUUUUAUAAUAACAAUUAGUGUUGAUCUUAUAAUUAUUCUUUCCGUUAUGAUAUUUGUUAAGCCAUGUUUAAAAAAAGUAUGGAAGGUAAAAUGA
Rotaria sp. Silwood1 is the source of this 297-nucleotide messenger RNA. NCBI's taxonomy places the organism in Eukaryota, Metazoa, Rotifera, Eurotatoria, Philodinida, Philodinidae. The record is from the annotation of a GenBank genome assembly.